AUGGAAGAGUUUAGAGAAUGGUUUGCUAGAAUAGUACCACUACUACUCGUAAUCUCGCUCACAACGGCGAAUUACUUGCCUCGACAUCAUGGAAGUGUGCUCCUCGAAAAUGGCCUGGGAAGAACACCACCAAUGGGGUGGAAUGAUUUCAACCAUUUCCAUAACAAGAUCAAUGAAACGAUCGUUCGCGAGACGGCCGACGCUAUCGUCUCAACUGGCCUGGCAGCGCUGGGUUACAACUACAUCAACAUUGAUGAUGAAUGGGCCGAACAAAGUCGAGACAAAGAGGGAAAUCUUCAACCACGCAAGGACAGGUUUCCAUCCGGGAUAAAAAAUCUUGCAGACUACGUGCACUCCAAGAACCUCAAGUUUGGAAUUUACUCGGAUGCGGGGCGAUUCACCUGUGCAAAAACUCAACCUGGAUCACUAAACUUUGAGAACCAAGAUGCAAAGACUUUCGCAGCAUGGGGUGUAGACUUUCUAAAGUAUGAUAACUGUCACAACGAUGGAGCCUCACCAAAAAUCCGGUACCCGAAAAUGCAAAAAGCCCUCCUCGCAACCGGUCGACCAAUUUUCUACGCUCUCUGUGAAUGGGGCUACGAAGAUCCGGCGCUCUGGGCUCCCGGCGUGGGAAAUAGCUGGAGAACAACGGGAGACAUCAAAGACAAUUGGAAAUCGAUGAUCGUGCGCGCGGAUCAGAACGACAAAUGGGCGAAAUACGCAGGGCCCGGCGGCUGGAAUGAUCCCGACAUGCUCGAGGUCGGCAAUGGUGGCAUGAGCUUGGAGGAGUACCGCACACACUUCAGCCUCUGGGCGCUCAUGAAGGCCCCAUUGAUCAUUGGCUGCGAUGUGCGCAAUCUAAAGCAAGAGUAUCUCAACAUUCUCAUGAACAAGGAGGUCAUUGCUAUCAACCAAGAUUCUAUGGGAGUCCAAGGCAAAAGAGUCAGCAGGAAGGGCGCUCUAGAGGCAAGACUAGUAAUGAAACUUCUAUCGCGAUUGUCUCAAAAGAAUCGUCCAGGUAUGGGGCGG
This is a messenger RNA of Selaginella moellendorffii, 1029 nucleotides long. Its product is annotated as alpha-galactosidase. Lineage: Eukaryota; Viridiplantae; Streptophyta; Lycopodiopsida; Selaginellales; Selaginellaceae. Gene Ontology annotation, biological process: carbohydrate metabolic process. The record is from RefSeq and is a predicted model, not a curated record. The transcript is spliced from 13 exons. The annotation marks the transcript as partial. Gene Ontology annotation, molecular function: hydrolase activity, hydrolyzing O-glycosyl compounds.